Messenger RNA from Trichomycterus rosablanca, 579 nucleotides. RefSeq names its product recoverin 2 (gene rcvrn2). The record is from RefSeq and is a predicted model, not a curated record. Gene Ontology annotation, molecular function: calcium ion binding. Bases 1 to 579 code for a protein of 192 amino acids. The transcript is spliced from 3 exons. NCBI's taxonomy places the organism in Eukaryota, Metazoa, Chordata, Actinopteri, Siluriformes, Trichomycteridae.
AUGGGGAACGCCAAGAGUAGCGCCAUGUCCAAGGCAAUACUGGAAGACCUAAAGCUCAACACGAGAUUUACGGAGACCGAGAUCUGCCAGUGGUACGAGAACUUCCAAAAGCAGUGCCCAAGUGAACGCAUCACGCCAGCUGAGUUUGAGAAGAUCUACGAUCGUUUCUUUCCUAACAGCGAUGCCACUACAUAUGCAAAGCACGUCUUCCGAUCGUUUGACGAAAAUGACGACGGUACCCUGGACUUCAAGGAGUACAUUAUUGCCCUGCAUAUGACGUCAAGUGGAAAGACACAGAGGAAGCUAGAAUGGGCCUUUUCACUCUUUGAUGUCGACAAGAAUGGCUAUAUCACCAAGGCAGAAGUGUCAGAAAUAUGCAAUGCCAUCUUUAAAAUGAUUCCCAAGGAAGAACAAGCCAAUUUACCAGAUGAUGAGAACACACCAGAAAAAAGAGCACACAAACUGUGGUCUUACUUUAACAAAAAAGACAGUGAACGCUUGGCUGAAGGGGAGUUCAUACAGGGUAUAAUGGACAAUGAUAACGCCCUCCGCCUGAUCCAGUACGAGCCCAAAAAAUAA